Messenger RNA from Bathycoccus prasinos, 579 nucleotides. RefSeq lists its product with no specific name. NCBI's taxonomy places the organism in Eukaryota, Viridiplantae, Chlorophyta, Mamiellophyceae, Mamiellales, Bathycoccaceae. The transcript has a single exon. Gene Ontology annotation, molecular function: N-acetylgalactosamine 4-sulfate 6-O-sulfotransferase activity. Gene Ontology annotation, biological process: hexose biosynthetic process. Bases 1 to 579 code for a protein of 192 amino acids. The record is from RefSeq and is a predicted model, not a curated record.
AUGAGUGCGGCGUUGUGGUAUCACCAGAGAAAAUCAUUCUUGCGAUCAGCGUUUAUAUUAGUUUUACUCUUCAGUGCGACAGUCGUAAUACUCUUUGGUGAUGUUUUGUUUCUCGCUCAAAGAAACUCACCAGAGACAUCAACAUCAUCGUCUGCUGCAUCUUUUGACGACGGUGUAGGUGUUUCGAACCAAGCAGUCGCACAAGACGUUGAUAGAAAGGAACCCACAGAAUCAAAACAUGUAGAAAUUGAAGAAAUACACGGAAAGGUUGAUGUAAUGGAAGAGAAUUUCCUCGAUGAAUCAUCAACAACAACGACAACAGAAACAGAAACGACAAAAGCGUCAAAACUGACUCAAAUGCAAAAGGACACGUUAAAAAAAGUAGUAGGCGCUGAAUUCUUCGAUGAUCUCAUCCCACCCGAUUAUGUUCCGCAAACCGAAUAUAAGUCUCCUUGUUGGAGUGCAGACGAUAGUUUACGAUGUUUGCCGUUUUUCUACGUGUUGGGACACUGGCAAUCCGGCGGCCAGGACUUGAUUGGAAGGCUUGUUAAACAUCCAGAGGUUGUUGAGACCAUCUAA